Molecule: messenger RNA, 962 nt
Organism: Babjeviella inositovora NRRL Y-12698
Lineage: Eukaryota; Fungi; Ascomycota; Pichiomycetes; Serinales
Product: polyphosphatase
Exons: 1
Coding region: 331-858 (175 amino acids)
Biological process (GO): diadenosine hexaphosphate catabolic process; diphosphoinositol polyphosphate metabolic process; adenosine 5'-(hexahydrogen pentaphosphate) catabolic process
Cellular component (GO): cytoplasm; nucleus
Molecular function (GO): bis(5'-adenosyl)-hexaphosphatase activity; diphosphoinositol-polyphosphate diphosphatase activity; endopolyphosphatase activity
Source: RefSeq, a predicted model, not a curated record
CAUACUAUUGCUCCCAGUCGCAUGUUGGGUGUGGUGCCAUAAUACCGAUUCAACACGGAUUAUUAGCUGUAUGGUUGCAACAACCUAACUAGCACGUUUUGGCCCCCCUGUUCAACAACCCAAAAAUCCUGUGGAGACAGAGUCUACCGUAACUGAGGCCUGUUAGCGUUCUAAGACAUUAAUGUCAUCCGCCCCUGCAUGCAGUAGAAAGACGUUCUCAUGUACCUCCCUAAAACACGUUUUCUUCAGUUUGGCGGUUGAGCCCUCACCAUAGCUAAUAGCAAAUAACCUUCAAACCAUACUUAUUCCGUUACGCCCUUUCCGUCACAGAUGUCGUUUGCUAAGACAACAGAGGCCCGUGAAGGGAGAGAACACCAAUGCUACAGCAAAGCCACUGGAGCCAGGCUUGUCGCCGGCUGCAUUGCCUUGAACGCAGACAAAACUAAAGUCAUCAUGAUCACCUCCACGAAUUCCAAGUCCAAGUGGAUCUUGCCAAAGGGUGGUAUUGAGGCUGAUGAGGCUGGUGACUACCUGGCCACCGCGUUGCGCGAAACGUGGGAGGAGGCUGGGAUCACGGGCAAGCUCACCCUGAAACUUGGUGUCGUCGAAGACAAACGGCCACCAAAAAAGUGGAACACCAAGAACGAAUACGGAAUUAUGAUUCCCAGGACGGAAUUUCACUUCUACGAGAUGCAGGUGGAGGAGUUGGCCAAAGAAUGGCCCGAAUCCAACAAGAGAGAGCGUCGCUGGUGUACCUACACCGAAGCCAAGCAGGAGUUGGAGAAGGCUAAGCGACCAGAGCUAGUUGACGCCCUCAACAGCUGCAGUAUUGACAAACAAUUCAAAGAAAGCACCUAGUUAUGUCGAAGAGUCUACGUAUUUAUGGGAAUAAAAGCUGAGCAAGGCUAUCAGCGAAGAGCAGAGCUGGAUUGCCUCAGUUAGCAGUUAUAUAGGAGGCUUAU